AUGACUCGUGACUCACCAGGCCAGUAUGACUCGUCCGAGCUGCGCGACCUGUCGACCGCGCCGGCGUCUGUCCGCGCAGCCAACAUCACCAUCAUCCACCCCCAGUUACGUGACCUCGUGCUUCCCAUCGAGCGCGGUCGCGUCCUCUACCCCCACGGCACAGCGAUUGAGGAUCAGCGGUGGACGGAAGAUGACGACAACCCCGGCGGCGCACGGAGCUACAUGAACAGCCUGGCCAAACUCUCCUUUGUACCGACAUGUCUUACCUCCAACGACGGCAUCCUCGCGUGCGGUGGGCAGAAGGGCGAACUGUUCAUGACCGACAUUCCUGUCAGUGGCAAGGACCGUCUCGACAGCUCGGUGAAGCCCUUCACACUCACCCUCACCCUGCCGAGCCGCUCGAUCAACAACGCCAUCACCAUCCUACCGUCCUGGCCGCGAGGUUGGGCGAUGCGCCGCGCCGAGUGGAAGCGCGCGUACGCUGCUUAUGCUCGUGGCCACGAAGAUGAGCUUGAUGACUCUGACGUCGAAGCAGGCGAAGACGCAGACGAUGACGACGAGUACAUGGACUACCUCCAGGAGGAAGAGGAGGACGAGACCCUCUCUCCCGCAAGCAGCGUCGCAACCUACCCGAAUACUAUACCGUCCGGCCUCCGGCGGCUGUCUGGACAGUACCACCGCCAACCCCAAGUCGUCACGCAGGGACGCGCUUCGCCGGCGAGUGUGGGCAGUUCGCACUCGCACCGGCGGCGGGUAGACGAGCCGCGCAUCCUCGUGAGCAACAACGACAAGACUGUCAAGAUGUUUUCCCUCCGCCGACUUGGCGAGGACGACGAGCGCGCCCCGCCGCGGGAGCGUGAACCCGAACGCAGGGGCACAGAGUGGGAGCUGGCGCCGACGAGCGCGCUUCGCCGCACCGAGGGUGGGGACCCGCGCUACGCGCUCGACGGGCGGGCGCUCCUUCCUCUCCCACCACUGCCGCCACGCCGCGCACUCUUUGGCAGCACGUUAGGGUACGACAGCAUCGGGCUGAACGAGGGCAUCCUCGCGCAGGAUCUGCAUUCACCUCCCAGUCCGCCACCCCGCAUGGGUACAGAAGACGUCACCCUCCGCGGCUCGCGAUACCCCGGCGAAAGCCUGGCCGACUACCGCGCCCGCAUGCCGGCGGGGGAGCGCGACGAGCGGAUCUGGUUCCGCAUGCGCGCCCAGCGCCGUGCCGAACUAGAGGCGCAUGUUGGGCUGGCGCCGGCGCCUCCGCAGGAAGGCGACUGCAAACUCUCAAGCAUUGGCGGCCAGCGCUUCAAGCUGGCUGUCAACCACUCCUCCCUCAGUCCGGACUUGCGCACAAUGGUCACUGUUGGCGACAGCACCGACGUGUUCUUGCACGAGGUGCUCGAUGGAGGCCAGAACUUCCGGCGGAUAGGCGUGUACAAUGCAGCAACAGACUCGGGCUUCAGCACAAGCUGGAGCCGGGACGGGCGGCGUUUCGCCGUCGCAAGCCAGGACGGGCAGGUGACGGUAUGGGACCACCGCUCUUCGCGGCCGCUCGCCAUCUUCCACACUCAGCCCCAAGGAUCGCGGUACAGCGACUUGGACGAUCGUACGAUGGACCCUCCAGUCGGCUCGCAGUCUGGCCUCGAAGCUGCGCGGGUAGUCAAGUUCUCGCCCGAGGGCGCGUCACGUGACCUACUCGUGUUCAGCGAGGAGUUGACGCGCAUCCACAUUGUCGAUGCGCGUACGUUCCAGACGCACGUGUGUGUUGAGGUGCCGUUCGAGGUGGCGAGCGCUGCUCCGCCUCCCUCCCGCAGGCCGAGACGCGGUGUCGACGGCGGGUUAUACGGUAUCUCGGGGAUUGCGUUUGAUCCUAGUGGUGACUGGCUGUAUGCUGGCACGGAGCGGACUGUUGUCGAGUGGGAUAUGCGGCGGUACGGCGGCGGCGAGGGGGGUACGUGGUCCAUGGCGUAG
Messenger RNA from Cutaneotrichosporon cavernicola, 1965 nucleotides. RefSeq lists its product as uncharacterized. The transcript is spliced from 3 exons. Gene Ontology annotation, molecular function: protein binding. Lineage: Eukaryota; Fungi; Basidiomycota; Tremellomycetes; Trichosporonales; Trichosporonaceae. The record is from RefSeq and is a predicted model, not a curated record. The coding region runs from base 1 to 1965 and encodes 654 amino acids.